Caenorhabditis elegans is the source of this 1034-nucleotide messenger RNA. RefSeq names its product Serpentine Receptor, class U (gene sru-30). The transcript has 4 exons. The coding region runs from base 12 to 1034 and encodes 340 amino acids. The record is from RefSeq and is marked reviewed. Lineage: Eukaryota; Metazoa; Nematoda; Chromadorea; Rhabditida; Rhabditidae.
UUUAGCUAAACAUGGUCACCUUAUUCCCCGCAAAUCAGUCGAUUCAUGGAAUGCCUGCAUACAUGUCAUAUGCAACAAAUAUUAAUUUUACAACUAUGCAAGCGUUUGUUCCAUUCAUUUAUAUUAUUCCAACGUCUGUCAUAAUGAUUGUAAUUCUAAUGAAAUAUCGAACAGCUAAAAUGAUGAUGAACACAGCUUCCAUGGAUCCAAAUAUUUUUGUUACAAUUAUGUUUUAUUUCUUUUUUAAUAUUUUGUUCUUCAUUGGCGAUUAUGUUCACUUGAAUCUACCAUCAUCUGGGCUAGUAACUUCAUGGUGUGCAGGCACACAACCCGGCUGGCCCCAUACUCUCAUUGUUACGUUUGCUUAUUUCGGAGAUUACGGAACUCUUUCUAGCCCCUUUUUGGCUAGUUUGAUUAGACUUGUAAUGAUUUUGUCACCACAUAAUCACGGAAAGUAUUGUCGUCUACUAAUGCGCCGCUUCGUUUUUCCGUUUAUCAUAAUUGUUCCAUUUUCCCUAUCGCUUAUCAGUCUACCGGCUACUGGUUAUUGUAAACAACUCGGACCCCCAUUCAAUUUCGGCGCAAUUAUUGUCUUCGAAAGCGAUUUUUUUGCCAAGAUCAAUGUCAUCGUGCACCUUUCUCUUUCAAAUUUUACGUUUAUUGGUCAUUAUUCAUUGUCAGCAUACAUGUUUUUCAAAAUUCGAAAAACCACUUCCAACACUUCAAAUCAAACAAGAAAACUCAGCAGAAAAGCUGAACUCUCUUUAACACUGACAAUGGCUUCUUGUAUAAUUCCUUACAUCACGAACUCUAUAGUUUCGUAUACCUUUCUAUUUGACCGUAAUAAUUGGCCACGAGUCUUAUUCCUGCGAGUCAUUGGAAAUGACUAUGAAACAUUAAUGAUGCCAUGGGUACUAUUUUUCACUCAUCCAUUAUUUCUUCGAAAUAAAAUUGCAAGAAUGAACACGAAUCAGGGGUCGUCAAUAUGGAAUAGUGGCAGCAAUACUCCAAGACGUUCGUCACAAAAGUUUUGA